GGAGGAAUGAAAAGCCUCCAGCUAUGACAGACUUUGCUCCAUGCAUCACCGUCAUGCACAAGUUGGAACGACGGUCUCGUUUUUAACGUAACUCUGCUGAAAACGCUGACAAAAGAAAAAUACUCAUUCAGCUGCGGCCGCUGGCUAGAUAUAAAUGAAGACGACAAUGAGAUCGUGCGGGAGCUCCCUGCGGAGGGAUCUCUAGUGACUGAAGUCAUGCCAGUGAUAAAGUACCGGGUGACAGUUUGCACUGGGACGGUAAGUGGUAGCGGCACGGAUGCCAACGUCUUUGUGUGCCUCAUUGGCGACCAAGGAGACACGGGAGAUCGUGUUCUCUACAACUGCAUCAACACCGUCAAUAAGUUUGAAAAGGGCAAUGCUGAUGAAUUCUUCGUUGAAGCAGUAACGCUGAAGCAGGUGAGGAGGGUGAGGAUAGGGCAUGAUGGCAAAGGAGGAAGCAGUGGCUGGUACCUUGCCAAAGUGAUAGUGAGGGAAGAAGGACAGCCAGAAAGUGAGGCUGUGGAAUUCCCCUGCUACAGAUGGCUUGACAAAAAUGAGGAUGAUGGUCAGAUUGUCCGAGAACUAGUGCCUGCUGGGGAGUCACCAAUGCUAAAAAAUGUCAGUUAUCACAUCAGCGUGAAGACAGGAGAUGUCCCUGGUGCCAGCUCAGACUCCAGAGUUUUCAUCAAACUCUACGGUGAAAAAGCAGACUCCAGCAAAGAGACUCUCUUAGUCUCUGAUAAUGAUCUAGGCAAUUAUUUUGAACGUGGUCGAGUGGAUGAGUUUACUAUAGAUACGAUGGACAUUGGGAAGAUCAACAGAAUACUGAUUGGACACGAUAAUGUGGGUCUUCGGUGUGGCUGGUUCCUGGCCAGUGUCCAGAUCACGGUUCCAGUCCAGGGAAGGCAAUACAUGUUCCCCUGCAACCGAUGGCUCGACAAAGAUGAGGCUGAUGGCAGGGUGCAAGUGGAGGUCUACCCAAGUGAAAUUUUGCCUAUUGAAAAAUUGAUAAACUACGAGGUGUCCGUGGUUACUGGAGACGUGCGGGCUGCAGGCACCAAUGCCAAAGUCUUCAUGCAGAUUUACGGCGAGACUGGCAAAACUGAACUGAUCAUCUUAGAAAACAGAUCGAACAACUUUGAGCGGGGAGCAACAGAUGUCUUCAAGAGAGAGGCUGCAGAUGUUGGCAAGAUAUAUAAGAUUCGGAUAGGCCAUGAUGGGAAGGGCAUUGGGGAUGGCUGGUUCCUGGAGAGCAUCACACUGAAGCGGCUUGCCACAAAGACAAAGGACUCUGAUAAAAAGAAGAAGAAGAAGAAGAAGAAGUCUGAGGAGGAGGAAGAAGAGGAGAGCAAGGAGGAAGAAGAAAUGGACGUCUAUACGUUUGUGGCACACCGCUGGUUGGCUAAAGAUGAAGGAGAUAAGGAGCUUGUCGUGGAGCUGGUGCCUGAUGGAGAAUCUGCCCUGGAGGAGAAUACAUAUGAAGUCCAUGUUCUCACUGGGAUUGUGUGGGGGGCUGGGACGGAUGCUAAUGUCUUCUUGAGCAUCUAUGGCAUAGGAAGAGGAGACACGGGUGAGCGCCAGCUGAAAAGGUCGAAUAAUCUCAACAAGUUUGAAAAGGGACAGGUGGAUGUGUUCACUAUCAAAGCCAUUGACCUGGGUGAGCUGAAGAAGCUGCGUAUCCGUCACGAUAACUCAGGAUCCAGUCCAAGCUGGUUCCUGGAGAGGGUAGAGAUUGUUGACCUCAAGGAGAGCACCACGUAUUAUUUUCCAUGCCAGCGGUGGUUAGCAGUUGAGGAAGAUGACGGUCAGAUUGUCAGGGAGCUGGUCCCAGUGGAUGAAGCAUUUGUAAAGAAAGAUUCGGAAAAUGAAGGCCAGUCUCUUGCAACGCUGGGCCUGGAACAGAAAGCUAAAUCAACAACAUACACUGUGAAAGUGAAAACCGGGGACAAGAAGAAUGCUGGGACAGAUGCCAAUGUCUUCAUCACGCUCUAUGGAAGUAAAGAUGAUACAGGGAUAGUCAGCCUAAAGGCCUCAAAGAUUAACAAGAACAAAUUUGAGCGUGGGAAGGUAGAUGAGUUUACAGUGGAGUCUGUGGACAUUGGAGACCUGAAAAAAAUCAAGAUAGGCCAUGACAAUAAAGGUAAUUCAACUGGCUGGUUUCUGGAAUGGGUGGAGAUUGAUGCCCCAUCACUGGGACAGUGCCUGAAGUUCCCUUGUGGCCGUUGGCUGGAUAAAUCGGAGGAUGAUGGAGCCGUUGAGAGAAUUAUCUUCCCUGCAGAACUGCAGACAACAGAGUAUAUCCCAUUUGUUCCUUAUGAGAUCACGGUCUACACCAGCGAUAUCUUCGGAGCUGGCACGGAUGCAGAUGUCUUCAUUGUUCUCUAUGGAAGUGAUGGGAUCUGCAGUCAGCAGAAAUCCCUGUGCCUCAACAAGAGAGAGCAAAGAAUGUAUUUUGAAAGGAACUCGGUCAAUCAGUUCAUUGUGGAGCUGGAGGAUGUUGGUGAUGUUAUUGAAAAGAUACGCAUAGGACACAAGGGCGGAGGGCUGAACUCCGGAUGGCAUUUGGACCGUGUUGCGAUUCGGAGAUUGUUGCCAAAUGGAAAGGGCUCAGAAACUGUCACAUUUCCAUGUGAAAGAUGGCUUGCAAAGUCUGAGGAUGAUGGCGAGAUUGUCAGAGAACUGGUACCAUCUGAAAUUUUUACUGAAAAACUCAUGAAGGAUGGGACACUUAAGCAGAUAGAGGAAGAAGUUGAAGACCCAUUAGAAGUUCACACCUACAAGAUCAGCAUAUUCACUGGAGAUAUCUAUGGUGCUGGGACAGAUGCUAAUGUUUUCCUAAAUAUCUAUGGAGAUCUAGGAGACACAGGAGAGAGAAAACUCAGCAAAUCUGAAACAAACUUCAACAAGUUCGAAAGAGGACAGGAGGACACGUUUACUAUACAGGCUGUGGACCUUGGCAUUCUGUACAAGAUCAAGAUUCGUCAUGACAACAGCAUGUUCAGUCCUGACUGGUUCCUGGAUAAAGUAGAGAUCCUGGAUGAGACCACAGAGGAGUCGUUCGUGUUCCUGUGUGAGCGCUGGCUCUCUAAAAAGAAAGAGGACAAAAAGAUAGAGCGUACUCUUUAUGAACAGAGCUAUGACGGCGAGCGGAACAGCCUGGAUGGCUCAUCUCUCAGCCUGUCAAGUCAGGAUAGCAGUGGCAACCUGAAGGAAACGAAAAAAUCCAGCUUGGUCAAGGCGGCAGAAGAAGGAUCAUUGAUCCCAUACCACAUCACUGUGACGACGGGCACUGAGUACGACUCCAGCACCGACAGCCGAGUGUACAUCAUCAUCAUGGGUCCUCAGAAAGUGCAGACUGAGAGGCUGUGGCUGGAUCUCCCAGAAGGAAAAGACGAGUUUGCAGACGGCUCUGUAGAGAAAUUCUCUGUUUGGGGCCUAGAUGUUGGGGAGAUCAAAAAAGUGGAGGUGGGGCACGAUGGCGCUACCCCUGAGAGCUGCUGGCUGGUGGAAGAGCUUAACAUCGUCGUGCCCACCAAAGGCGUCAUGUAUAACUUUGUCUGUAAGUGCUGGCUGGCCAGGGACAAAGGCGAUGGGCUCACCUCAAGAAUCCUCAACAUUCUGGAUGCAGACUGCGUUAACACUGGCGUCAAGGUCCUCUACGAAGUCACAGUUGUGACUGGAGACGUUGAAGGCGGUGGUACUGAUGCCAGCAUUUUCAUGACUGUGUUUGGAUCCAAUGGGAACACCGAGGAGAUGCCACUGGAGAAAAAUGGAGACAGGUUUGAGCGAGGCCAAGAAGACAGCUUCAUUAUGGAGAUUGCCGACAUCGCACCCCUCAGAAAGAUGAGGAUCCGGACGGACGGGAAGGGGACUCGCCCGCACUGGUACCUGGAAAGGAUCAUCCUGAAGAACCUGACUAACCAAGAAGUGGCCACCUUCACCUAUGGUGAAUGGCUGUCAAAGCUGAAAAAUGCCAAGGGAAGUCUUGUGUGUGAGAUGCCUGCUGUCAUAAAUGAUGAGCAGAUGAUGGAGGACACAACAUACACUCUUCAGGUUAAAACCAGUGACAUUGGAGGAGCGGGUACCGAUGCCAAUGUGUCCUUGAUCCUGUUUGGGGAGAACGGGGACAGUGGGACCCUGGCUCUGAAGGAGUCCAACAAGUCUAACAAGUUUGAAAGGAACCAGAUGGAUGAAUUCAGCUUCUCGGACAUGCUGAGCCUGGGAGAUCUCUGCAAAGUACGGAUCUGGCACGACAACAAAGGAAUCGCACCAGGUUGGCACUUGGAAUAUAUUGAUGUGAUGGACUCUGCCACAGACAAGACAUUUCGCUUCCAGUGUGAUCGCUGGCUGGCUAAAGGUGAAGAUGAUGGGCAGCUGAUAAGGGAGCUGGCUUGUGCCAAUAAUGACAUCCUGGAACUGAAGGAACGCACUGCCUAUGAGAUUGUCACAGUAACAAGCGACAGAGAGGAUGCAGAAACAAAGGAGAACAUCUGGAUCAUCCUAGAAGGAAAGCUGGGCCGCUCGAAAGAAUUCCUUAUGGAAAACUCCUCCAAGAAGAGGAGAUUUGAAAGGGGUGCAACAGACACAUUUCAAUUCUCUUCAAAGAACGUCGGGGAUAUUGCAGCCAUUUGUGUCGGUCACUGCCCAAAAGAUGGGAAGAAGUCAUCUGCAAAAGCUGAUGUCUUCUGGCACGUCCAAGAGAUUAUCAUAACGGAGAUGGAGCUUUGCAACAAAUACUUUUUCAGGUGCAACGUGAAAAUCCCUCUGCGUUAUAAGAGACGGGACUACAAAGUCUUUGAGUGUGCCAAGGUCACCGAGAGCUUUGCCAGCAAAGCCCGGAGCUUGGUGCCGGUCAAAUACGAGACCAUCGUGGUCACAGGCUUUGAAAAGGGUGCGGGGACCAACGCCAAUGUGUUCAUCACCAUCUUUGGGUUCAACGGGGACUCGGGGAAGCGGGCGCUGAAGCAGAAGUUCAGGAACCUCUUUGAGCGAGGCAAAACCAACAGGUUUUACCUGGAAACACUGGACAUGGGGGAGCUCAAGAAAGUCCGGAUAGAGCACGACAACAGUGGUCUGGCGCCGGGCUGGCUGGUGGAGCGGGUGGAGAUCACCAACUCGGCGACUGGUGUGACCACUAUAUUUCCCUGUGGAAAGUGGCUGGAUGAAAACCGGGGCGAUGGGUUAAUCUGGAGGGAGCUUUUCCCUCGGUACUGAGGGUACUGAGGCUGCAGGAGGGCUUCAGUCUCUCUUUUUCUCAUUAGCCUGUUUUAUAUUGCGUUUUACUUUUUAAAACAUUGCCUUUUAUACUGAGAGAUUUGCUUCCUGGGUUAGUAUUCUGUAAAAGUGAGGCUGCUUUUUUUAAAGCACAUGUAAAUUUGUGAAUGAAAUAAGUACAUU
Strigops habroptila (Kakapo) is the source of this 5397-nucleotide messenger RNA. It is a transcript of the gene LOXHD1, whose product is annotated as lipoxygenase homology domains 1. NCBI's taxonomy places the organism in Eukaryota, Metazoa, Chordata, Aves, Psittaciformes, Psittacidae. Gene Ontology annotation, molecular function: protein binding. Bases 217 to 5214 code for a protein of 1665 amino acids. The transcript has 31 exons. The record is from RefSeq and is a predicted model, not a curated record.